This is a messenger RNA of Penicillium canariense, 1908 nucleotides long. RefSeq lists its product as uncharacterized. The coding region runs from base 1 to 1908 and encodes 635 amino acids. The record is from RefSeq and is a predicted model, not a curated record. The transcript has 3 exons. Lineage: Eukaryota; Fungi; Ascomycota; Eurotiomycetes; Eurotiales; Aspergillaceae.
AUGGAGGAUGUUCAGAACUCGAUAUUUCAGUGGUUGGCGAGAGUCCCCGAAGAUUGUCUGGUGCAACCUGGCGGCGGUAUGCUUCCCUGUAUCGCCAAGUAUUUCUGCGUCAUCCAAGAAUCUGACACAGAACCGGGUGAAGAAAGAUCGGAUGCCGCUCCAACGGCGCACGUUGGAGGGUGUCACAUUGCCCUGGAGGCCACUGAUGUCGUCCCUACCCUUCACUUGUCAGGUCUCAACAAGCGGACUCGAGAUCGAGAUCGAGAUCAAGACUCUCAACGGCGGAUUUCCCAGCAAGAUGCAAGCCAUGUAUAUCAGCGACGACCUCGGCGCAAGACUCGAGAGAACAGAUACGAGUACAGGCGGCCUAGCUCUCCCAGACAACGACCUUCACGGCCACACAAGAACCCAAACAAAAGAACGAAGGGCAGAAAGCAUGCUUUAGACGCCGCGUUCCAUGCACCGAAUGUUGCUCGUGAAAGGCUCACCCUCCGCAACACCAGGAAUACGGGUAUUUUCAGGAAGGGGAGGGCGUCAUCCCCAAUGAAAUUCCGCGAGGUUCCCGACCUUGCAUUCUCCGAAAAUCAGUUCUUGUCACGAAACAGUCGAGGCUCACCAGGAUUCGGUACAAUCUGUGAUGGGCCACGCAUGCAGCGACAGCGAGGGGAAGAACGUCCGCACCGGAAAGUAUCGCAUUAUAUCUUCCGUGAACCGGAAAAGCUGAUGGACACUACGCCACCCAUGUUGAGGCAUGGGGAGCUCCCAGCAUACACGAGCCAAGAAGACCAGAGAGAUCCUUCUGGGAUGCAAGAUAUUGUUCUAUCUCUCCAUACCGAAGGUAUCGCCGCAAAGCGCAGCUUAGAUAACGUUUCAAGCAUGGCUCCCGAUGUGCAGAGUCAGAUGCGACAACCUGUUCAGGGAACUCGGUCUGCCCGCAAAUUGCCCGGGUCGCAGCUGAGUCAGGAGAUGGAGGCUCAUCUACUGAACAUCUUACAUGUCGGCCUGUCUCCGCGAAGACCUGUCACUUAUAAUGUGCCCGAUGCCUCGGAAGGAGGGCGUUGCAACCUCCAGGAUUUGAAGGGCCUUCUGGAGAGCCGAAAGGCCUAUUGGCUACCGGAAGCGAGUCAGACCCUCCAUUCCUUCGAUCGAGUGCGAACCCGCGAUGAGAAUCGCGAGAGUACCCCGAUGGCCUCAGGAAUUAUUCGAAGUCCUACACACGCCAAAACAUCGCGGUGGACGAGCUCAGAAGCUGCGCCAAAGACCAAGAGCAGGGCGAAUCUCUGUCGCUUAUGUUCGGGUGAGGUGUUUCGUGGCCCUCGAAGCCACCAGUUUCACAACCAUAAGGUUGAAGUCACCACUGACCUCCCGCCAUUUCAGCGGCUCCCUCUAUCUCGUGUCGACCUGAAAGCAUCGGAGCUUGAUGUCGAGGAAGACGAUAUCUUUUUGGAGACACUGGAUGCAGCAUAUGGCGCCAUCUUCAACACUCAGAGCGAGAACCUACAACCCUUUGAACAGAAAGCAGAAGAGCAUGAGGCCUCGCAGCUGGCACUGGCACAUGUGAAUCAAAACCACGGGAAUAAUCCUCCUCCUUUCUCUCCUCCUGGAGUUUCAUCGUUCUGUGGCUCGGUUGACACGCUGCUUUGUGACCAGAUUGGUGUCGAAAAUCCAUACUCUUCAUUCGCCCAUCUCUCUCAUCACCUACAAGAGGGGCAUGCAACAUUACCAGAUAGGCCGUUCACAAAUACGAAGCUACCUGCAUUUUCCCCGGCUGAAAGGGCCAUAGAACAAGGUACUAAUUUGACAUCCACGACUCAUUUCAUGGGUCCCUUUCUUCCCCCAACAACCGCCCAUGGCUCGGGUCGCGGGUCAAUUCCCCAAGGGUUCUGGAGACCAAACAGGCUCUAUUGA